This is a messenger RNA of Ananas comosus (pineapple), 1717 nucleotides long. RefSeq names its product transcription factor bHLH112-like. Gene Ontology annotation, molecular function: DNA-binding transcription factor activity, RNA polymerase II-specific; RNA polymerase II cis-regulatory region sequence-specific DNA binding; protein dimerization activity. The record is from RefSeq and is a predicted model, not a curated record. Gene Ontology annotation, biological process: regulation of transcription by RNA polymerase II. NCBI's taxonomy places the organism in Eukaryota, Viridiplantae, Streptophyta, Magnoliopsida, Poales, Bromeliaceae. Gene Ontology annotation, cellular component: nucleus.
AAAGAGUGUGUGUGUGUGUGUGUGAAAGGAGAGAGAGAAAAAAGAAAAAGAGGACCAUGGGAGAGGAUGUCAUUUAUAGCAGAAUGUAUAGUGGCCAGGAGGGGUGGUGGAAUAGCAAUAUUCCAAGGACUAGCUGUUUCAACGGUUCUGCCGUGAUGUCGGCAUCGAUAUCAUGCUCGACGGAGUUCACCGACGUCAUGGGCGGCGGCUUCAACUGGGCGGCCUUGGCAGCCGACGUGCCGCUGUCGCAGUCGCAGUCGCAGUCGCAGUCCUCCUCCGGUGAGUCGCCCGGCUCGGCGGUCUCGAACAACUCCUUAUCUUCUUUCCAAGACACUUAUCAUGCGGCCACCGCGCAGAUGACGGAUCUGGCCGCAGUAUCCUCUCCUGCAGUUGAUUGGAAUCAAAAACCUCUAUUGAGUAGGGAAUCAGGGUACCAUGGCUUGUUUCAAGAAGGCAACAAGAGUAGUAGUUUGAGAGGAGAUGAUCUCCAGCUGCUUAAUCCCAAUCCCAAUCCCAAUCCCAAUCCCAAUCCCAAUCAGAAAAAUAACAUGUGCGAUGAGAACAUCUCAUCAUCAGUCUCAUUAUCACACAACAUCAAUCAAGGGCUCCCCCAAUACCAACACCACUACGAGUCCUUGUUAAGAAGCCUCCUGGAACCUGAGAUAUUGGAACCUUAUUACACACAGCCGCUCCCCGAGCCCUCACCUCCGAAGCAGCAGCCACUUCAAUUCUCUACUCACAUUAACACAUCCUCCGCGAUUCGGCCGGCUACGACUCCGAUCAGCAAGGAUCUUCGCCUUUCAUCGCCCCGUAAUGAUGUAGUAGUCUCACAUCAUGCUCUCAAGGAGAUCAACUUGAAUCGCAGCAACCGUGCCACGAAGUCAGUAUCGGAAGGAGCUGGCGGAUUGAGCCCAGACAUCGCUGCGCAGCAGCCUGCUCUCAAGAAGCCUAGAAUUGAGACACCGUCGCCGUUGCCGACUUUUAAGGUGAGGAAAGAGAAGAUGGGGGACAGAAUCACUGCUCUUCAGCAGCUGGUCUCGCCGUUCGGAAAGACCGACACAGCAUCAGUACUCACUGAAGCUAUAGAAUACAUCAAGUUUCUUCACGAUCAAGUCGGCGUCCUUACUGCUCCGUAUCUAAACAAUGGCAACCAGAUGCUGCACCUAAAGAGCCUGGAGAAAUUAAACGGUACACAAGGGCCAAAGAGAGACCUCGGAAGCCGAGGGCUAUGUCUGAUGCCAGUAUCGAGCACGCAUGCUGUCGCUAGCGAAAUACCUUUCGAUUUCUGGGCUCCUACGUUCGGAGGAACCUUUAAUUAACAGCGAAGAUUAUACGGUUUGAAGCGCUGAUCUACAAAAAACAUGGUGUAAAAAUAGCCAAAACUGUUCGUUCAAUCUAAUCUUUCAUAAAGAAUGAGAGAUUACAGUAGGGUAUGUAGUGAUAUAGGUAAAUUUUAAUAGGCCUUUUUCAGAGUUAGUGCUUGUUGAGGAGUAGCUAUAUAUGCACUUGUAGUAUUAAAAUUGCAAUAAAUAAUUUCUGUUGGAGUAGUAUAACAGAUUAAUUUAGAGUGUGGGGUUUGCUAGUUCCAGCAUUAUAUCUUCUCUCUUUUUUUUUAAUUUUUUUAUUUUUUUACUUUUUCCUUUUUCCUAAUGGCUGGUUGCGUAAUUGAAAACAAAGGAAUUUGAUGCUGAUUAUAGUGGAGGCCGGUUAUUUAAAA